Ectocarpus sp. CCAP 1310/34 is the source of this 2334-nucleotide messenger RNA. Lineage: Eukaryota; Phaeophyceae; Ectocarpales; Ectocarpaceae. The record is from the annotation of a GenBank genome assembly.
AUGUCUACUUCCGUGAGGUGUGCUGAGCUUGAGGGGCCAAGGGGAGAGAAUAUCAAGGUGCAAGCUCAAGUUGGCUUAGCUAGGUUGGACUUUGUGGUGGGCGACCCUGCUAGCAUCCGCUCUGGGCUAGCUCGGCUCGCCGAAGUGUUGCGAGACCACCCCUACAGCCAACACAUCGAGGAGGUGAUCUACUUCCUAGCAAUACCAGCUGCGUUCCCGCAAACAGAGCAAUCCACCGCAACUGCAAUGAGGGCUCUGGAAUACCUCGACUACCUUCGAGAUAGCUAUACCCCAUCAAGGGAGGGCGCGCCCACGGCGAUGAUGUAUCCUAGAUGGGACACUCCUGAGCAAGAAGUUUGCGAUAGCGAGCGGGACGGUAUGGUACCAGGGGAUGCUGAGCGCUGGCAAGGCAGAGAACUCCAGGUGCAUGGGUUGCCUGCAUGGGCCCUACAGUUCCAGAUGGGCUUGUUGGCCUCCCGAUUGGGGGACUCUACUCGGGGAAUGGAGACUAUGGAGAACGCAUUCACAAGCUAUGAGGCAUGGCUGCCCAGGUGCGACCGAUACACUGCCGACAUGGGUUCAUCGUCCUUAAGAAUUUCGUUGUGCGCUUGGUCUCGAGUGCAGUUCAACGACGGCACUCCCGAUGUCGACGCCGUCCGAAGAUCGUGGUACCACGGGUUGCCACAUUGGACUGCCUGGGUUCAACACCCAAGCGCGGUCCGUUCCUCUCGUCAUCUUGCGCAGGAGUCUAUCGCUUUCCGCAUCGCCAAGUGCUGCAGCCGCUGCGGCGACUUAGCUGGUGCAAUCAGCGGUAUCGAGGAGCUGCUUUACACCCGCAAUUUCUGGAGCGAGAGAUACAGAGCAUGCGCUAGGGCAGUGAUAGCUAGGUCCGCGAGGGACUUCCAAGAAGCCAUCGUGCUGGCACAUGCAUCCAAGCUUAUACGGAGCUUCCAGGCGUUGCUACGGGGCACCAAGGCUCGAGCAGUUGUCCGGUUCAUUCUGGCUGCACGCCAAUCGCGAGGUGAUCAGGUGUAUGGGACAGAUCUUCUGGAACAGUUGGUGGAGAACAUGCACGACAAGUGCCUCGCAAGACGCGUCCUACGGAGGUUGUCGAAGCAAGUCACGGUCGGCAGACGAGAGAGAGCGGCAACAACGGUUCAGGCCAUGGCCCGCGGUGUCGUGGGGCGCGAGAUUGCGUGUGACGAGAGAAAUCGCCGGGCUCGGAUUAACGAGCUUCUCCUGAACGCUUUGAGGAGACUAGGGACACCCGUCUUUCGAGAGUGGUACAAAGCCGCUCAUAACCUUCGGAGGGCGCGAAUGUCGAUCAAGGUCCAGUCCCGCUGGAGAACGUUUCGAGCAAUGCGUGCAUUGACUUUGACCAAGACAAAGGUUUCGCGAGCUCACGAGAUGGGGAUUUUGGCAAUCGGUCGCAACCAGCUGGCGGACAAACGCGGCGUCGUGGAAACUUGGAAACACAUUGUCCUCGAGAGGAAGGUAGUCGCCGUGCAGGGCAUGGCGAGGAUAUGGCUAGCGAAGCGGGUGAUGUCUAGACGGCGUGUGCGGCAGGAGGAGCUGCGAAGACUGUUCAUGCGCGUGACGAAGCCUAUCCGCCGCCAAUGCUUCGUAGCCUUGGCGCGCAACAGGACCACUUGCCGCAAGAAUAAGAAGGCGAUGGUGUUGGUUAUUCAGUGUUGGUGGAGGUGCCGCCAUGCCAUCGGCACAACCCGUCGAGCUCGCGAGCACCGAAACGCCAUCCACAGUGCCUACGACACGGUGGUCACGAAUCAUGAAAGGCGGUUGCUGAUUCGCUGCUGCCGGGAGUGGAGAGAGAAUAUCCCGAAACAGAAGGCGGCAACGAAGAUGCAAGCGGCGUGGAGAGGCUGGGAGGGGCGGUUGAGGGCGGCUUGGUUUAAGGACAGAGAAGUUCGUUUUGAAGAAUUCGCGCAAGUCCUGCGGGCAGUAUCUCGACAGGUAGACCGCAAGGUGGCGUUCAAGGAGUGGAGAACGUUGGCAUGGUUGGGCCGGAUGACGACGAAGCUUGCGGCGCGCUACCGAGGCAUUCGGGCAAGGACGGCAUUUGCGGCGAAGAUGUCCACGCUUAGACGACAACAGGCGGAGGCUAACAGCAACCAAGUCUUUCACCCGGGAAACGACCGAGAUGUUCAUCCUGGGUGGCAUCCGGAACCUUGUUCAGCUGCACGCCACGUGUUGCACCAGCCAGGCCGCCUGGAGGGGGGUUCUUGCUCGCAAACGGUGCCAGCGGGGGUCGUAGAGGCCGCGCCCGAGCCUGUUCAGUCAAGGCCCAUCAGCAGUGGAGAGACGAUCUGGUCGUGA